GACAUCACGAGCUUGCGCACGUCCCUGAACGAUAGCAGGACUGCCGCUGAGGAUCUGUUGUGCCUGAUCGAGACAUCUCAAGCCGCAGUUUUUGGGAUUAGCGCUGACGGCCACGUCACAGAGUGGAACAAAAUGGCUGCCGAAUUGACGCAGUUCACCACCGAAGAGGCUGUGGGGAAGCUAUUGGUCGACCAAAUCAUUCCACAGGAGUUCAAGAAGGAGGUUCAGGCCAUGUUGACUGCAGCAAGCGAGGGCUCCGAGAUCGUCAACUUCGAAUUGCCGCUUAUUAAGAAAGAUGAGACGCGGAUCACUAUUCUGCUCAAUGUGAGGGCCCGUCGCAAUGCAAAUGGGGAUUUUCGAGGUUUGAUCGGGGUGGGCAAGGACAUCACCGAGUUGCGAAAGACCCUUACAGAAAGCAAGGCGAUCGCAGAAGAUCUCUCCCGGCUGAUAGAGAGCGCGAAUGCUCCCAUCUUUGGUAUCAACGUCGACGGGCGCGUCACCGAGUGGAAUGCGAAGGCAGCCGAGCUGACCAAGUUCCCCAAGGAGGAGACGCUGGGCCGGCUGCUCGUCGCUGACUUCAUCUCGGUAGAGCACCAGGAGCGCGUGCAGGCCGUGCUGACAUCGGCAUGCAAGGGCCUGGAGGUGACGAACUUCGAGCUGCCUCUCCUGACCAAAGACGGGCAGCAUAUCGAUAUCCUGCUCAACACCACCACUCGGCGUGAUGCGGAUGGGUUAGUAACAGGAGUUGUAGGGGUCGGCCAAGAUAACACAGCGAUGCGGAAGGCUCUGAAUGAGAGCAAGACGGUCGCAGAAGAUCUGUCGCGACUGAUCGAGACUGCGAAUGCCCCCAUCUUCGGGGUCAGUGUCAAUGGUCGUGUGACUGAGUGGAAUACGAAGGCGGCUGAGUUGACGAAGUAUUCAAAGGAGGAGACGAUGGGACAGCAGCUGGUUGAGCGGUUCAUCACACCUGAUUAUCAGCAAGAGGUGCAAGCUGUGCUGACUGCAGCAUGCCAGGGAUCGGAGACAGCGAAUUUCGAGUUCCCACUGAUGACAAAGGAUGGGCAUAGAAUUGAUAUUCUGCUGAACGCCACUACCCGUCGGGAUGCAAACGGGACAGUCACAGGUGUGGUCGGGGUGGGUCAGGACAUCACCGAAAUUCACAAGGCUUUGACAGAGAGUCAGACGGUUGCAGAAGACCUCUCCCGGUUGAUCGAGACAGCAAACGCUCCCAUUUUCGGAGUGAGUGUCGAUGGCCACGUGACCGAGUGGAAUGCGAAAGCAGCUGAGCUGACAAAGUUCCCCAAGGAGGAAACGAUGGGGCAGUUGCUCGUGGACCAGUUCAUCACUCCGGACUACCAGCAAGAGGUGCAGGCUGUGCUGACUGCGGCUUGCCGGGGCUCAGAGACUGCGAACUUCGAGUUUCCACUUAUGACGAAGGAUGGACAUCGAGUCCACAUUCUGCUGAACGCUACCACCCGCAGGGACGCGAACGGGGAUGUAAUAGGAGUUGUCGGAGUCGGACAAGACAUCACAGAGAUCCGGAAAAUCUUGACGGAAAGCAAGACGGUCGCAGAAGACUUAUCCCGGCUGAUCGAGACGGCGAACGCUCCAAUCUUCGGGGUGAGCGUAGAUGGGCGUGUCACUGAGUGGAAUACGAAGGCAGCUGAGUUGACGAAGUACUCGAAGGAGGAGACGAUGGGGCAAUUGCUUGUGGACAAGUUCAUCACACCGGACUAUCAGCGGGAGGUGCAGGCUGUUUUGACUGCAGCUUGUCAAGGCUCAGAGACUGCGAACUUCGAGUUUCCACUGAUGACGAAGGGUGGGCAUCGAAUUGACGUCUUGCUGAACGCCACCACCCGUAGGGACGCGAAUGGGGAUGUGACAGGAGUGGUCGGAGUCGGACAAGACAUCACAGAGAUUCGCAAGGUACUUACGGAAAGCAAGACGGUCGCAGAAGAUCUCUCCAGGCUGAUCGAGACAGCGAAUGCUCCAAUCUUUGGGGUGAGCGUAGAUGGUCGUGUCACGGAGUGGAAUACGAAGGCAGCUGAGCUGACGAAGUAUUCUAAGGAGGAGACGAUGGGGCAAUUGUUAGUGGACAAGUUCAUCACACCGGACUACCAGCGGGAGGUGCAGGCUGUGCUGACCGCAGCAUGUCAGGGCUCAGAGACGGCCAACUUCGAAUUUCCAUUGAUGACUAAAGAUGGGCAUCGAAUUGACAUCCUUUUGAAUGCGACCACCCGUCGGGAUGCGAAAGGGACGGUGACAGGUGUCGUCGGUGUUGGGCAGGACAUCACAGAGAUUCAGAAGGUUUUGACAGAGAGCAAGACGGUCGCAGAAGAUUUAUCCCGGCUGAUUGAGACGGCCAAUGCUCCCAUCUUCGGGGUAAGCGUCGACGGCCGCGUGACUGAGUGGAACACAAAGGCAGCAGAGUUGACGAAGUAUUCGAAGGAGGAGACGAUGGGCCAGCAGUUGGUUGAGCGCUUUAUCACCCCGGAUUACCAGCGGGAAGUGCAGGCUGUGCUGACAGCGGCUUGUCAGGGUUCGGAGACUGCAAACUUUGAGUUCCCUCUGAUCACGAAGGACGACCAUCGUAUUGAUAUCCUGUUGAAUGCGACCACCCGUCGGGAUGCGAAUGGAAACGUGACGGGAGUCGUUGGUGUCGGCCAGGAUAUCCAGCUAUCAGAAAGAUACUGA
This is a messenger RNA of Prorocentrum cordatum, 2694 nucleotides long. The record is from the annotation of a GenBank genome assembly. NCBI's taxonomy places the organism in Eukaryota, Dinophyceae, Prorocentrales, Prorocentraceae.